Molecule: messenger RNA, 3097 nt
Organism: Octodon degus (degu)
Lineage: Eukaryota; Metazoa; Chordata; Mammalia; Rodentia; Octodontidae
Gene: Ppp1r37
Product: protein phosphatase 1 regulatory subunit 37
Exons: 13
Coding region: 353-2524 (723 amino acids)
Molecular function (GO): protein binding
Source: RefSeq, a predicted model, not a curated record
GAUUCGCGGCUCACGUUCCUUUUUCCCGUACCUCCUUCUGUUCUUUGUUUCCUUUUUCACGUUUCACACUGGGUAACCCUACCUGAAAAUAGCUUACGUACACUUUACGCCUGCCUUAAUACGCCGCAGACUCCUUAGCCUUUAGCGAAAGUGCGUCUAGGAAAGAGCUGGCACGCGCGGGGCUCGGCGGAGGCGCGCUUGGGCUCCCGGCGACGACGACAAGGAGAGGGGACGGAGGCGGCGCCUGAAGCAGCGGCGGAUCCCAUGCCCCGGGACGGCGGGCGGGCCCGGAGAGACGAGUCCGGGGCCCGGGGCAUGUCCCCGGGGCCCCCGUGAGGAGGCGGCGGUGGCGAUGGAGAUCCCGCCACAGGAGGCGCCGCCCGAGCCGGGCGCUGAAGCCGAAGCCGAAGCCGAAGCCGAAGCCGGAGCCGGAGCCGAAGCUGAAGCCGAAACAGACGCUGAUGCCGAGGUGGCCCCCGCUGAGGCCGAGUCUCCCAGCCCGGCAUCGCCCCCGGCUGACGGGCGCCUUAAGGCUGCAGCCAAGCGCGUUACAUUCCCGUCGGACGAAGAUAUCGUGUCCGGAGCGGUGGAACCCAAAGAUCCCUGGAGACACGCUCAGAACGUGACGGUGGAGGAGGUGAUUGGCGCCUACCGGCAGGCCUGCCAGAAGCUCAACUGCAGGCAGAUCCCCAAGCUGCUCCGGCAGCUGCAGGAAUUCACAGACCUUGAUCACCGCAUUGACUGUCUGGACCUGAAAGGGGAGAAGCUUGACUAUAAGACCUGCGAGGCUCUGGAGGAAGUCUUCAAGAGGCUGCAGUUCAAGGUUGUGGACCUGGAACAGACAAACCUGGAUGAAGAUGGUGCCUCAGCCCUGUUCGACAUGAUCGAGUACUAUGAGUCGGCCACCCACCUCAACAUCUCCUUCAACAAGCACAUUGGCACCCGGGGCUGGCAGGCUGCUGCCCACAUGAUGCGGAAGACCAGCUGCCUGCAGUACCUGGAUGCUCGCAACACACCCCUGCUGGACCACUCGGCACCCUUUGUGGCCCGCGCCCUGCGCAUCCGAAGCAGCCUGGCGGUGCUGCACCUGGAGAAUGCCAGCCUGUCGGGGCGGCCGCUCAUGCUGCUUGCCACAGCCCUGAAGAUGAACAUGAACCUGCGAGAGCUGUACCUGGCUGACAACAAGCUCAAUGGCCUGCAGGACUCGGCUCAGUUGGGCAACCUGCUCAAGUUCAACUGUUCCCUGCAGAUCCUGGACCUGCGCAACAACCACGUGCUGGACUCUGGCCUGGCCUACAUUUGUGAGGGUCUCAAGGAGCAGAGGAAGGGGCUGGUGACCCUGGUGCUGUGGAACAACCAGCUCACGCACACGGGCAUGGCCUUCCUGGGGAUGACGCUGCCACACACACAGAGCCUGGAGACGCUGAACCUGGGCCACAACCCCAUCGGGAACGAGGGUGUACGCAACCUCAAGAAUGGGCUCAUCAGCAACCGCAGCGUGCUGCGCCUGGGCCUGGCCUCCACCAAGCUCACUUGCGAGGGCGCGGUGGCAGUGGCGGAGUUCAUCGCCGAGAGCCCCCGCCUCCUGAGACUGGACCUGCGGGAGAACGAGAUCAAGACGGGCGGGCUCAUGGCACUGUCGUUGGCUCUCAAGGUGAACCACUCCCUGCUGCGCCUGGACCUUGACCGCGAGCCCAAGAAGGAGGCGGUAAAGAGCUUCAUCGAGACGCAGAAGGCGCUGCUGGCCGAGAUCCAGAAUGGCUGCAAGCGCAACUUCGUGCUGGCGAGGGAGCGGGAGGAGAAGGAGCAGCCGCUGCAGCUGUCAGCCUCCAUGCCCGAGAUUACUGUCACCGGGCCACAGCCCCUCGAGGAGUCUGCGGACUCAACCCCUGCUGCAGCUCAGAAUGGGACUCCCAGCCCCCCAGGGCUCGGCCCAGACUCUGACUCGGACUCAGUCUCAGAUGGGGAGGACGAGGAGGAGGAGGAGAAGGACAAGGACAGGCAGAGGAAAGAGAAUGGCAGUGGCCAGAGUUCCUUGGCCCCCUGUCCUGCCCUGGUGCCCCCCACGGACUCUCUAGGCCCUGGGGACAGGAGCCCCCCCAGCAGCCCUUCUUCCCCAACGGAGCAGCGGAUUUCCGUGUCCAGCCCAGGCCGGGGUCACAAGGUGUUUGUGGUGACCCGGGUGGAGAGUCCACCUGAGAAGGCAGAGCCCCCCAUACCUGCCAGCCUCGCCUCCCCUUCCUCUCCACCCCUGUCCCCCGCCCCUGUCUUCCCAGCAGCCAAGGCCACUGGCACCCAGGAUCCAGAAUCACCUGAGCCGGAGUCACCUCAGUCAGGCCCACCGCUGCCCAACGGCCUGAAGCCAGAGUUUGCCCUUGCGCUGCCCCCAGAGCCGCCCCCAGGGCCUGAGGCCAAGGGAGGCAGCUGUGGCCUGGAGCACGAACUGCGCUGCCCGCAGGAUGAGAAGGCGCUGGAGGAGCUGCUUCUGGAGGCCAGUCAGGAGGCCGCACAGGAGACACUGUGACACUUUCCUUUUUUCCGGUUGGUCUUGGAUGAGCUGAGGCCAGAGCCAUGAGAAUCUGCUCGCCCUCACCCCAGCCCUUCUGAGACCUAGGAUGCCGGGCCAGGGGCACCAAGGACCCCUCCCCGGGAGCACUACAGCCGCGAGCAAGGCCGUGGCAUGUCUAUUUGUGUGUCUGACACUCGAGGACUUGGCUGGGGUCGACCUCAGGGGCAGGAGGGUGAGGUGGCCGCAGGGCUGCUCUGGUCCUAGAUAGCUGUCCCGGCCCAGCCUGCCCUGUCCUAUUGUGAGCAGGAGUCCAAGGUGGCAGGGUGGCCCCCUCAGCCCCAUUGGGGACCAGGCAGGUGGCAUGGGAGGUGGCGCUGGUGGUGGAAGUUCCAAAACGCCCCAGGUGGGGUGAGGGCCGGGCGGGUGGGGCUGGGUGCAAAGGAUCAGAGCUUUCUUUCUCUUAAGUGCAAUAAAUCUAUCAGGGAGCUGGGGUGGCAGCCUUGAGCACCUGGGGACCUUGCUGCCCAGGCCAUGGAGGCUGCGCCCUGGGAGGCACUACAACCAUGGGCGGGCGGGUGAGGGGGGCUG